Messenger RNA from Apiotrichum porosum, 390 nucleotides. RefSeq lists its product as uncharacterized. The transcript has 7 exons. Gene Ontology annotation, molecular function: single-stranded DNA binding. The record is from RefSeq and is a predicted model, not a curated record. Lineage: Eukaryota; Fungi; Basidiomycota; Tremellomycetes; Trichosporonales; Trichosporonaceae. The coding region runs from base 1 to 390 and encodes 129 amino acids.
AUGCAGCGCAUCACCCGCCCCACCCUCAACGCUCUCAAGGCCGCCCCCAUCCAGUCGCGCGGCUUCGCCAAGGCCACUCUCAUCGGCCGUCUCGGCGCUGUCCCCGAGGUCCGUGACUCGGCCAACGGCAAGAAAUACGUUCGCUACACCAUUGCCGUCAGCCGCCCCCCCAAGCGCGACGAGAACGGCGAGAUCGUCAAGGGCCCCGACGGCUUCGCCGUCACUGACACCGACUGCUCGAUCGAGAGCAUGCCCCGCAUCCCCACCGGAAGCCAGCUCGCCGUCGAGGCCGUCCUCGAGACCCGCCAGACCGCCGAGGGUGUCCGCGACAUCCUCCUCCGCGAUAUUUCCCAUAAAGUUGUGAACUUCAAGUCCAAGCCCCAGCAGUGA